AUGGCGACCACCAACCCCCCCAAGCAGCCCGUCGCGCUCAUAAUCGGCGCCUCCCGGGGCAUCGGGCGCCAACUCGCCCUCUCCCUCGCACAAGCACACUACACCGUCGUCGUCUCCGCCAAGACCACAUCCGACGCCUCCGCCAUCCCGGCUGCCCAGUUCCCGCCGGACCCCAACUCCCCACAAUCCACCAUCAACACGGUCGUGCGCGAGAUCCGCGAGCUGGGCCACACGGCGCUCGCCCUGCCCUGCGACGUGCGCGACACCGCCGCCGUGACGGCGCUGGUCGACGAGACCGUCUCCCGCCUGGGCUCGCUCGACGUGCUGAUCUACAACUCGGGCGCCAUCUGGUGGUCGGCCGUGGCGACGACGCCGCUGAAGCGGUUCCAGCUCAUGCAGCGCGUCAACCCGGAGGGCCUGUACGCGGCGGUCGCGGCCGCGCUGCCGCAUUUCAUGGCGCGUCAGGGCAACCGUGGGCGUGUCGUCGUCGUGAGCCCGCCGAUUUACUCGCGCUUCUUCCGCGGGAAGACGGCGUACGCGGUCGGGAAGGUGGGCAUGAGUGUGUUGACGAAGGGGUUGGCGAUGGAUUUUCAGAGGAUGGGCGAGGAGGGGAAGGGCCUGAGUAUUACGAGUUUGUGGCCGGGGGCGAGUAUUGAGAGCGCGGCGACGGAGCGGGCGGUGAGAGCGGAUCAGGAUGUGAGGAGGGACCUGAGGAAGCCGGAGAUCUAUGGGGAUGCGGUGCUGGAGAUCUUGAGGGCCGAGACGGCGGUGGUGAACGGCCGGUUGUUGGUGGACGAGGAUUGGUUGAGGGAGAGGGGGUGGGGGGAGGACGAUUUUGACCGGUAUAAUGUCGUUGAGGGCGCGAAGCCUAGGAGGAUCAUGCCGAGGACGUUCCCGGCGCUCGAGGUGGAGGAGCAGGAUGACGAGGGGAGGAGAGUUGACAGCGUCAAGAUGCGUGAGGGGAGGAGCAAGUUAUAG
This is a messenger RNA of Cyphellophora europaea CBS 101466, 978 nucleotides long. RefSeq lists its product as uncharacterized. The coding region runs from base 1 to 978 and encodes 325 amino acids. The record is from RefSeq and is a predicted model, not a curated record. The transcript has a single exon. Gene Ontology annotation, molecular function: oxidoreductase activity. NCBI's taxonomy places the organism in Eukaryota, Fungi, Ascomycota, Eurotiomycetes, Chaetothyriales, Cyphellophoraceae.